Molecule: messenger RNA, 2040 nt
Organism: Penicillium canariense
Lineage: Eukaryota; Fungi; Ascomycota; Eurotiomycetes; Eurotiales; Aspergillaceae
Gene: lcb2
Product: putative serine palmitoyltransferase 2
Exons: 1
Coding region: 1-2040 (679 amino acids)
Biological process (GO): sphingosine biosynthetic process; ceramide biosynthetic process
Cellular component (GO): serine palmitoyltransferase complex
Molecular function (GO): pyridoxal phosphate binding; serine C-palmitoyltransferase activity
Source: RefSeq, a predicted model, not a curated record
AUGCCUCGUCGGUUUAGCAGCAACUCCUCGAACGACACCUCUUCCAACUCGCCGUCCUUUUCGCCUUCCUCGGGAAGGGGCGGUAUCACCAUCAAGGCACCCUCGGUCAAGUCCCAUCGCCUGUCCCAGCUCUUCUCGGUCUCGCCCAAGUCCAAGGCCGAUACCCAACCAACACAGACUGCGACCCAGUUGACCGGUGGGAACAACCCUAACAAUUCCUCUCCGCCGAUCAGCUCGGCAUUACUGUCCUUACCAACGAUCUCCCUGUCGACUGCCACGGCGGACAAUCCUGCUAUGGACGAAAAAAUGCCGACCACACUCUUUCAGCCUCCGACGCCUGAGGAGGCUCGCCGGCAGGCCAAACAACAUGCUCAAUUCGGCCCCAUCGGUCACCCCAGCCAUCGGUACUCCAGUCGGCAUCCUGGCGGUGUCUUCCCAGAGCCGGUGAUGGACGAGCCGCCGUAUUAUUAUUUGCUUACCACCUACAUCAGCUACCUAAUCCUAAUUGCUUUCGGACAUGUCCGUGAUUUCUUUGGAAAGCGCUUCCGUGAAGAGAACUACCGACACUUGAAACCCCGCAAUGGCUACGGUGCCCUCAACAGCGAUUUCGACAACUUCUACGUGCGUCGUCUCAAACUGCGCAUCAACGAUUGUUUUGAGCGCCCCGUGACUGGCGUUCCUGGACGCACCAUUACUCUGAUUGACCGAGCUACCAAUGACCACAACAACCACUUCUACCUGACUGGCACCACCACCGAUACUCUGAACCUGAGCUCCUAUAACUAUCUUGGGUUUGCCCAGUCGGAGGGUCCCUGUGCGGACAUUGCGGAAGAUACGGUUCGGAAGUACGGAAUUGCCACUCCUAGCACCCGCGCGGAGACUGGCACUCAGGAUCUCCAUGUUGAAGUCGAGGACCUAAUUGCUCGGUUCGUUGGCAAGGAGGCAUCCAUGGUCUUCUCCAUGGGCUUCGGUACCAAUGCCAAUAUUUUCCCCGCUCUGGUCGGCAAGGGCGAUCUCCUGAUCUCCGACGAACUGAACCACGCUUCGAUCCGCUUUGGCGCUCGUCUCUCCGGAGCAUCGAUUGCAAUGUUCAAGCACAAUGACAUGAAUGAUCUGGAACUGAAGCUUCGUGAGGCCAUCUCUCAAGGCCAGCCCCGCACCCAUCGCCCUUGGAAGAAAAUUCUGGUGGUUGUGGAAGGUCUCUACUCUAUGGAGGGAUCCAUGUGCAACCUUCCCGGUCUGGUCGCCCUGAAGCAUCGUUACAAGUUCAACCUUUUCGUCGAUGAGGCCCAUUCCGUCGGUGCCAUUGGUCCCGCUGGACGUGGUGUCUGCGAUUACUUUAGCAUUGAUACCGCUGAGGUCGAUGUUCUGAUGGGUACUCUGACCAAGUCAUUUGGCGCAAACGGUGGAUACAUUGCCGCGGACAAGGUGAUGAUUGACAAGCUCCGGGCCACCAACUCGGGUAUCUUCUAUGGCGAGGCUCCCGCACCCGCGGUCCUCAUGCAGAUCUCUUCCGCUCUUCGCAUCAUCAACGGCGAGCUCGUUCCUGGCCAGGGUGAGGAGCGUCUGCAGCGAUUGGCCUUCAAUUCCCGAUACCUCCGUCUUGGAUUGAAGCGUCUUGGCUUUAUAGUAUACGGUCAUGAUGACUCACCCAUCAUCCCUGUCCUGCUCUUUAACCCGGCUAAGAUGCCUGCCUUCUCGCACGAGAUGCUGCGGCGCAAGAUCUCGGUUGUGGUUGUUGGCUACCCAGCUACGCCACUGGUCUCUUCUCGCGCUCGUUUCUGCGUUUCGGCAGCUCAUACCAAGGACGAUCUCGACCGUGUUCUAUCCGCCUGUGAUGAAAUUGGCAAUGUCCUUCAACUGAAGUUCUCGACCGGUAUUGCUGGUGGAGCUUUGCCACCCGCGGAGGAGAUGGCUCCCCCUCCAGAGAUGGAGAAGGAGUGGCACCGCAAGCGCACUGCUAAUCUCACUCCUCCCCGUUGGCGGCUCGAGGACGUCAUUCGUCGCGGAGUACAAGAUGUCAAAUCCCCCUUGUAUUAG